AUGAAGUUCUUCACCACCGCUCUUCUCUCCGCUGCCGCCGUCUCUGGUUAUGCCGUCUACGAGGUCAAGGACUUCACCGCCAGCUGCGUUCCUCACAGCACCUUCUGCAACUACGAGUUCAAGGUGAUCCAGCCCGGAACCAUGGAGACCUGGAAGACUCCCGUCCACUGCUCCGCCCACGUCCAGUCCGCCAACUAUCUCCUCCCUGAUGUCAAGGACGCCAAGUGUGAUGACUCUUCUCGCACCUUCUCCGUCAAGCGCAGCAAGAAGGGCUUGACUUUCUCCAUCUCUCAACCUGUCAGCCCCAUCAGCAACACAGUUGGAAAGCACUUCAUUCCCAACAAGCAGCUCUGGCAGUCCAAGGAGCCCAAUGCUGAGAUCCAGGCCUACAAGGGCCCCAAGGACUUCAAGCUCAACGCCGUUGAGUAG
Messenger RNA from Fusarium subglutinans, 429 nucleotides. RefSeq names its product 22kda glycoprotein. The coding region runs from base 1 to 429 and encodes 142 amino acids. The transcript has 2 exons. The record is from RefSeq and is a predicted model, not a curated record. Lineage: Eukaryota; Fungi; Ascomycota; Sordariomycetes; Hypocreales; Nectriaceae.